UUCCUAAAACAAAACACUUCACCACUACCUUCUCUCUCUCAUCUCUCCCUGUCUCCCUCAAAUUUGAUCAACAAAACACACAAACAAAAACUAAAGACAAAAUUUCAUGCCCCUUCCCUCAAAAGCUUCCAUUGUUUCAUGAUUGUUUAUGUGUGGGUGUGUGUGUUUUGGAUUUUGGGGUUUGUGAGGUGUCUUAUGUGAUUGAUCAAGCCUUAGGUUAUAAUUUUGGUUGUUUCGAUAUGGAGGUGAUCCAUCUCAGGCACUGAGGUGGAUGAGGAAGGUUCAUUUGUGUCUUACCUUUUAAUCAGGAAGAUUAAACGCUUUUUUCAUAAAAUAAAUAUAGGGAGCAGACACCAUAUAUGGAUAGAUUUUCUGGAAAAAGGACUGUUGGUGGACUUUGUGUACCUAAGAAAACUUCCAGCCUGGUUUUGGCGGAUGCAGCUGACAACAAGGAUAGAGAAGCUCAAUUCUGCAAUAGACUUGGAUGCAGUGGCAGGCUUAAUUACACCAAAGCUGCCCAAAUUGGAAGCACUAGUAAGUCUAAAUCUUGGAGGCCUUCUACUCGUUUGGCAACUGGUAAGGAAACAGGUGGAAGUUCUUCUAGUACUCCCGCUGUUGUAAGCAAAGCAAAAAUUAGAUAUCCAGAUUCUCGCAGGAAGUUGCCUUCGAAACUAGAAACAGAAACAUCAGAAAGUAGCAGUACUCAGGGUGAUAUUGAGGAAUUUAUUGUUGCACCAAAAGAUAACACAAGAAGAUUUCAGUUAGAACCGAUACAAGUUGAGUCUGGGAAAGUUGCAUCUGUUAAAGUGGGGAGCUCUACUAUGAUAUCAAAAGCCAGAAACCAGUAUACUUACGGCAAAAGACCUGGGCUGGCCAAUCAAGAGGCUCUAGUUAGCUCCUCCAGUUCUUCAUCCGAGACCAAUGGCCAAAGGCUGAGGGGAUCUGAUACAAGUAGUCGUCAUGGAUUGAGGAAGCUACGCACGUCGAUAUCAGACGCCCUUCGCCCAGGUUGUUCAUUGUCAGAAUCAAACAAUAGCAAGAGGAGGGAAAUCGUGAAGAAAAAUUCUGAAGGAGAAAGUAGCUACUCUGGUGCAGGGAAGAAGAAGACGAGUGGACAACCUUCGGACAACGGACCUAUCUCUAUCUCCACCAAUGAAUUCACUUUUCCAGAUUCCAGAAGAAUCAGAAAUUGGCCUAGCAGGGAAAACAGUGUUACAUCAGUGCGGCCUCGGAGACUAACUAACAUUAACAUUAGAAAUCAGAUGAAUGGAAGCACUCUGCCAUCUGCUGAAUCCUCUGAUAUGCCACAGUCAGAAAGAAAUAUUCCUGUUAAUGCAAAUUCAUUACAUGAAGAAGCUUUCUCAGGUAGGUCAAGUAUCCACAGUCAUCCUAAUGGUGCUAAUUAUGCUGACCAUAUGACAACCAUGACAUCGACAGAUCUUGGCAUUGAUAGUUUGGUGAACAGUGAUGGCUCACGACCAUAUAACAUGGAUGGUAUUGCCGAGGUGCUAUUAGCUCUAGAAAGGAUUGAACAAGAUGAAGAACUCACAUAUGAGCAAUUACUUGCUUUGGAAACAAAUUUAUUCAUUGGUGGCCUUGGCUUUUAUGACCGGCACAGAGACAUGAGACUGGAUAUUGAGAAUAUGUCGUAUGAGGAAUUACUAGCUCUGGAGGAGAAGAUGGGUAAUGUUAGCACAGCACUCUCAGAAGAAGCAUUAUUGAAAAGUGUUAUAGUAAGUACCUAUCAGCGUAUAUCUACAGAAGAAGAGGAAGAGGAAGCAGCAAGCAGCGUCAAAGCAGAAGACACUAAGUGCAGUAUUUGUCAGGAAGAGUAUAUGACAGGAGACGAAGUCGGGAAGAUUGGUUGUGAACAUGGCUAUCAUAUUGGAUGCUUAAAACAGUGGUUGCAACUGAAGAACUGGUGCCCUAUCUGCAAGGCUUCAGUAGAGCCAACUAAAACAUCUUAGCUCCCUAAUUGAUGAAAAAAAAUGAAAUCAAGUAUGGUGCUGAUGAUUACAUGGCUUUCUUCUGUAUAUACUAUGUUUGCUGGGUCACUUUUCUUCAUCUUUUUCAUUCAGUAUACUGUCUCAUGUAAAUACUUUGUGGUUUCAAUCAGCCAAUAAACCCAGGCUUGAAGCUUUGUGGUGAAAGAAUAUCCAUUCAGUUUCGUCGUGCAAGUGUUAAAAAUGAUAACAAUAAUAAUAAUAUACCCUUUACCUCA
This is a messenger RNA of Daucus carota subsp. sativus, 2221 nucleotides long. RefSeq names its product probable E3 ubiquitin-protein ligase RHG1A. Gene Ontology annotation, molecular function: ubiquitin protein ligase activity. Bases 360 to 1967 code for a protein of 535 amino acids. NCBI's taxonomy places the organism in Eukaryota, Viridiplantae, Streptophyta, Magnoliopsida, Apiales, Apiaceae. The transcript is spliced from 8 exons. The record is from RefSeq and is a predicted model, not a curated record.